Topomyia yanbarensis is the source of this 888-nucleotide messenger RNA. Its product is annotated as reticulon-1-A-like. Bases 1 to 888 code for a protein of 295 amino acids. NCBI's taxonomy places the organism in Eukaryota, Metazoa, Arthropoda, Insecta, Diptera, Culicidae. The record is from RefSeq and is a predicted model, not a curated record. The transcript is spliced from 2 exons.
AUGAACUCGUAUGCCGAGUCACAACAAAAAGGACCAAUUCGUGGAGCCACAGUUCGAAGAAGAGUGGCUGCUUCUGCUGUUGCUGCUGAUGCGACUGCGGCUGUUGCUACUCCCGAUCCCGCACCAGUUGCGGCCCCGUCGCCGGUUGUCACCCCAAAAGCAGUUACUCCAAAGGCGGUGACCCCGGUGAGACAACCAUCGGAGGAAAUGCCGAAACCGGUAAAAGCUUCUUGCAGUAAACUUGCUGAGCGGUGUAUACAGCAGUUUGGUUUGGAUGCUUGGUUCAAGCCGGAGAAAUUGCACCCGAAAGUGGAAUCCCUGAUCUACUGGCGCGAUGUUAAGAAAUCAGCAAUCGUGUUCGGCAGUGUUCUAACAAUCCUGCUCGCCAUGUCGUUAAUUUCGUUGGUCAACGUGUUCUCGUACGUUUCGCUGCUGGACCUGUUCGGAACCGUUUCGUUCCGAAUCUACAAGAACGUGCUUCAGGCCGCACAAAAGACCUCCGAAGGACACCCGUUCAAAGAAUACCUGGACUUGGAUUUGACCCUAUCGCAGGAGAAAGUACAGCAGCUGACCACGGUUGCUGUGGCGCAUGCCAACGCUCUGCUGUCGGAGUUACGCCGUCUGUUCCUGGUGGAAGAUGUAAUCGAUUCUAUCAAGUUUGGCGUUGUCCUUUACUGCUUAGCCUAUGUCGGUGCCAUUUUCAACGGAAUGACGUGUGUCAUCAUUGCAUUCGUUGCACUAUUCACCUUGCCAAAGGUCUACGAAAAUAACAAGCAGUCGAUUGACGCUUACUUGGAACUGGUCAGAAGCAAAAUUCUGGAAAUCACCGAAAAAUUAAAAGCGGCCGUUCCACUGGGAAAGAAAGCCGAAUCCGAUAAGGAGAAAUAA